UUCACAAACGCACCUCGACUCGACCCUCCACUCGAAAUGCUCCUUGAGGGCGGCUUUUCAUUUCACAAAUCGCCCUCCACUCGAAACGCGCCUUGAGUGAAGGAAAGCUCGAGCGUUUUACUCGAGAAUCUCAAGGUAGCCCCGCAGCUACCUUGAAUCGCUCCUUCACUCGAGUGUUAUGGCGGACCACGCUUCGUUUGUGGAAUACAUUCUCCGCGUCGACGAGCUAUUUGGUGGCGUCAUGGACGACAAUGACAUUGCAGACGUACCGCGACAGCGGCUGAGGGACCGUCUGAAUCCCAUGGAACACUUUAACAACAGCGAAUUUCUCGCACGCUAUCGGUUCACGAAGUGUACUGUGAAGAAGCUGCUGGACUACCUUCCACUUGAAGAGAACGCCAGCAACCGUGGUCACCCUCUUCCACCAAUGCUCCAACUUCUUAUCGCUCUACGAUUUUAUGGAGCCGGCACAUUCCAAGUUGUGACGGGUGAUCUAGUGAACGUGUCGCAACCGACGGUGAGCCGCGUCAUCGAACGUGUGUCACGGCUAAUUGCUACGCACGUGUUCCCGAUCGUCGUGAAGUUUCCGAGCACCGAUAACGAGUUCCGUGCGACGAUGGUGGAAUUCUACCGUAUUGCCAAGUUUCCCGAGUUGACCGGGUGCAUAGACUGCACCCACAUCCGCAUCAAGUCGCCGGGUGGGCCGAAUGGUGAAGUUUACCGCAAUCGGAAGGGUUACUUCUCCAUUAAUGUACAGGUAAAUUGCUAUACCUCUUUUUUUUCUUUACUACGGCAGCAAUAA
Molecule: messenger RNA, 802 nt
Organism: Dermacentor silvarum
Lineage: Eukaryota; Metazoa; Arthropoda; Arachnida; Ixodida; Ixodidae
Product: putative nuclease HARBI1
Exons: 1
Coding region: 179-802 (207 amino acids)
Source: RefSeq, a predicted model, not a curated record